AUGCCUGACUUUGUGCUGGGCCAGUGGAAGAUCAGCUGGACUCUGCCCCUGGCCCUGGGCUACCUUGGCUACCUGCUCCUGGGGGCCACCGUCUUCCAGCUGCUGGAGAAACAAGCCGAGGCCCAGUCCCGAGUCCAGUUCCAAAUAGAGAAACUCCAGUUCCUGGAGAAUUACACGUGCCUGGAUCGGCAGGCCCUGGAACAGUUUGUGCAGGUCAUCAUGGAAGCAUGGGUGAAGGGCGUUAACCCCAAGGGCAACUCUACAAACCCCAGCAACUGGGAUUUCAGCAACUCCUUCUUCUUCGCCGGGACUGUGGUCACCACCAUCGGCUAUGGGAACCUGGCCCCCAGCACAGGGGCGGGCCAGGUGUUCUGCAUCUUCUACGCACUGUUUGGCGUGCCGCUCAAUCUGACCUUCCUCAACCACCUGGGAAAAGGCCUCAGCGCCCACCUGGCUCUGCUGGACACCUGGGGACACCAGACGGGACGCUCUCGGGUCCUGCGGACUCUGGCCCUGUUGGUCUUCCUAGCGGCCGGGACCCUCCUCUUCCUCGUCUUCCCCCCCAUGAUUUUCAGCUCUGUGGAAGGGUGGAGCUUCGGCGAAGGUUUCUACUUUGCCUUCAUCACCCUCAGCACCAUCGGCUUCGGGGAUUACGUCGUAGGCACCGACCCCAACAAGCACUACAUCUCCGUGUACCGGAGCCUGGCCGCCAUCUGGAUCAUCUGUGGCCUGGUCUGGCUCGCCCUCGUCUUCAACUUGGCCUCCAGCCUGGUGGAGAAGUUCCUGCAACUUCACCUGGACGGCGCUGAGCGUGGGCCUGCUGAACAGGUCGAGGGGGCCCUCAGAAAGCGACAGGAGCACGCCGGCCGCAACAAAAUCCGCGAUGUUCACCCCACGGACCCUCUGAGUCUCCUGUCGCCGCUGUCGGAGAGGACCCCAGGCCCAGGGGAUCAUCGGUCUGCCCUACACUGGGCCACUCAAGGACAUGUCCCGGCUCCAGCCCACGAGGUGGAACAGCGCCGCAGGAUACGGAAGCCAAGGGAAUCUCAGGACGUCACCCAGUCCACACGAGCUCCUGAGGCAGACUAUCUCUCAAUGCAGGACAGGGGAAGAGACUUUGUAAACAACGUGCUUCUGGAGAGGGAAGCCAUCUCAGGAAGCGGACUAGAGAGCUGCCUGAGGUAG
Molecule: messenger RNA, 1185 nt
Organism: Tachyglossus aculeatus (Australian echidna)
Lineage: Eukaryota; Metazoa; Chordata; Mammalia; Monotremata; Tachyglossidae
Gene: KCNK16
Product: potassium two pore domain channel subfamily K member 16
Exons: 8
Coding region: 1-1185 (394 amino acids)
Biological process (GO): potassium ion transmembrane transport; stabilization of membrane potential
Cellular component (GO): membrane
Molecular function (GO): potassium ion leak channel activity
Source: RefSeq, a predicted model, not a curated record